CACGAGGGACGAGCAAACACGAACCAUUGUCGCCAUGGUGAUCCUCGACUUUUGUGAUUUUCCUUCUCGCUCCCUGCGCUUGUGGUGCCCACGGGGGAAUGCGUGCGUCAAACCACUAACGCUGCAACUAGCAGUCUGCCGGAAUCUGUGGGCUAAAGCAGAGGCCGGAAGGAUGGCCCACAAGAGGGGCUGCUCGGUGUCCCCCUCCAGACCCCAUGACUAUCUCUACGACCCUUUAUUCACAGUGCCUACAUUCAAAGAUUUUAUGAAGGCGGCCAACUGCGCGGCUAGAGAGGCAGCCGAAAUUCAACUGCGGCCGGUUUUCAAAAACAUGUUUAGCGAGCUGCCUCAUUAUCCGAGCGUGGAAGUCGUGGUGUCAAAUAAGAGUUGCUUCCCACAACAAGUUCACAAAACUUUGUGCUCAAGGGUGGCCAGGAGACAAUUCGAUCGCGCCUCUGAAGUGAACGGAAUCCAUAGGCACAAAUAUUUUACAAGCGCCUUGGAACCAACGCAGGAGUGCGAAUACGCGCCUUUGGUGAGGCGGUCUUCCAAGCCGUGGACUCCGUCGCCAUUGAGCACCACCUACGUCGUCACCCGGGAGCUGAAGUCCCUCGAGCGGCCCGUGACCGAGCCACACAUGGCCCUGAUGACGGCCAGCUAUCGCAACAACGGCACGCAAACAAUGCAACAGCAGUUCCUGCAGCAGGAUCAUGCGAGAGUGGAUUUCAGCGGCAACCCGAGGGAAGCAGUGGCCGCCAGGAUGCAGCAGUUGCGGGAGGCGGGCGAGGAGAGACUGAGACUGGCGGCCAAACUGCGGGCCGAACACGCGGCGGCCGCGCAGGCCCAAAGGGAGGCCAGUAGGGCGAGGACCAAGGCUCGCUGGGACGAGCGCAAAGAGGCUGAGCUGACUAAACUUAUGGCCAGACAUAACAGAGAGGUGCGAAAACUGGCGAGGGACUUCAACGAGGUUAGCGUCCAGAGUGAAAUCCGCGCACCCCGCGUCGAAAAAAGUGAGCAUUUGGAACUGCCCAUCAUCCAAAGUCUACCUGUUGUCGCUCCGUCACUAUGAAUGCAACUUUUUCCCAAAUAUUUCGGAA
Messenger RNA from Cloeon dipterum, 1097 nucleotides. Its product is annotated as cilia- and flagella-associated protein 91-like. The record is from RefSeq and is a predicted model, not a curated record. The coding region runs from base 35 to 1069 and encodes 344 amino acids. Lineage: Eukaryota; Metazoa; Arthropoda; Insecta; Ephemeroptera; Baetidae. The transcript has 7 exons.